Messenger RNA from Armigeres subalbatus, 2207 nucleotides. RefSeq names its product G protein-activated inward rectifier potassium channel 3-like. The record is from RefSeq and is a predicted model, not a curated record. Gene Ontology annotation, molecular function: inward rectifier potassium channel activity. The coding region runs from base 328 to 1953 and encodes 541 amino acids. The transcript is spliced from 4 exons. Gene Ontology annotation, cellular component: plasma membrane. Gene Ontology annotation, biological process: regulation of monoatomic ion transmembrane transport; potassium ion import across plasma membrane. Lineage: Eukaryota; Metazoa; Arthropoda; Insecta; Diptera; Culicidae.
CGACUUUGGGAUUAGUCUUGCACGCACGGUAGACGCGAACGAACGGAAUCGGUAUUCAAUCGAGGAGAAUUUCGAGCUGCAGUAAGGCACCAAUUGGUCGGUCGUUCGAUUGGUCGGCUAAGUUCAUUAUCAGUGCAGAAGCCAUUAUCUGAGGGGGCUCUCGGGAACGUGAUUGACAUUGUGCAGAAUACUCCAAUGAGCCGGGUGUUGAUGAAAUUCGUCGCGCAUUGUUGGGUUCAGACUGAGUCGCACAGUGUCACAGUUGACUGAAACAUCCUCACAAAGGAGGCGUGAUCGGUGAAGAGAGGUUCCGUUUAGGAAGCCAAUAUGAGCAAAAAGAAUUACAACUCCCCGGUGGUGGACGUCGAAUCGCCGGGCCACAGGGAGGACCAGAAACUGUUGGGUAGCCCGUUCGAUAAGCUGCCACCGAUGUUGAUCAGCGGACAGGACGGCAAUGGGUUGUAUCCGUUUCAGCAGAAGGGUAGCCCGGUUUCGCCGACGUCGCCGCUAGUUUACGCUCCCCGAUCGCCGUCGCUCGGCAAGAGAAGUCGAGCGUUCCGUCCGGGCACAACCCGAAAAUACCGCAAACGAGCCAUCCUGAAGAAUGGCGAGUGCAAUAUUUCCACUUCCAAGGUGUCACAGCAGCACUUGCGCUUCCUGCAGGACAUCUUCACAACGCUGGUGGACGCCCAGUGGCGCUGGACCUUACUCGUGUUCGCCUUCAGCUUCAUCGGGUCGUGGCUGUUCUUCGCCGUGAUUUGGUGGCUCAUUGCGUUCACCCAUGGCGACCUGGAGGAGAUGCACCUGCCGGAUCAUCAAGCUGAAGUCGGGUGGUCUCCCUGCGUGUACAACAUUCAUUCGUUUACCUCGUGCUUCCUGUUUUCGAUCGAAACUCAACACACGAUCGGUUACGGUGUUCGCACAACUACGGAGGAAUGUCCUGAGGCGAUCUUCGUCAUGUGCUUCCAGUCGAUCUACGGGGUGAUGAUCCAGGCCUUCAUGGUGGGAAUCGUGUUCGCGAAGAUGACUCGUCCAAAGCAUCGUACCCAGACGUUGCUGUUCUCGAAGAAUGCGGUUAUUUGCCAGCGGGAUGGAGAGCUGAGCUUGAUGUUCCGAGUGGGGGAUAUGCGUAAGAGUCACAUCAUUGGAGCCAGCAUCCGAGCACAGUUGAUACGCACCCGUAAUACCAAGGAAGGGGAAGUUUUGUCUCAGUUCCAAACGGAAUUGGAUGUAGGAGCGGAUGGAUGUGGAUCGGAUCUGUUUUUCAUUUGGCCUCAGGUCGUUGUUCAUAAGAUCAAUGAAGAUUCGCCGUUGUACAAUAUGUGUGCUUCCGAUCUGUUACAAGAUCGGUUUGAGAUUGUGGUAAUUUUAGAAGGUACCGUCGAAUCUACCGGACAAUCCACUCAAGCCAGAUCAAGCUACGUCAACUCGGAGAUUCUGUGGGGACAUCGCUUUGAGCCCGUCGUAUUCUACAAUAAGGAUAACCAGGGCUAUGAGAUCAACUACAGUAAGUUUGAUGAAACUCAACAGGUGGACACUCCCCUGUGCUCUGCUCGCGAGCUGGCCGAGUUCUACAAAAUUCAGGACGAUUACAAGAGUAACGAUAAUCUCGAUAACAUCUCAUCAAAGACGCUUCUGGAGAAGCGGUGGCAGUACAAGUAUAACACAUUGAUGCACAGCAUCAGCCGGUUCCACCUGGAGGAUGAGUCCGGCUCGAUGCGGCUGAUCGGCAGCCCCCCGCCUAACUAUCUCACCAUCCAAAACGUCCCGCGGCGUAAUCGAUCCUACUUGCAGUUGGAGAACAAUUUGCGCAAUCUGUUCGAUUUCCCUCCGCCAUCCCAUCCACCGGGUCCAGCCCAGAAUGGACCACCUUCGUCCACACCUCCUCCAGCCAAUAAUGACCCGCCGGGCCACGCGGGUAGUCGAAGGACCCGGUCUCGCACCAAUAUCUGACCUGGACGUGGCGGGGAGGGUGCGUGCCCCUUUUCAAAAAGAUCUUAUUUUCUGUACCAUACAUUCCUAAGACUCAGUCUGUAAUCGAAUCGAAAAGUACUUUAGUUGUUAAGAUGGACAAGUUCACCAAUAAAUGGACGAUAGCAUUUAGCGUUUUAGGUUAGGUAGGACUCUUAUAAGUAUUAACCAGUGAAAAAUGGAGAAAAGCAUCGAACGAUUAUUAAAUCAAGUGAUAUUUUAACGAAACCCAAAAA